Molecule: messenger RNA, 3224 nt
Organism: Drosophila busckii
Lineage: Eukaryota; Metazoa; Arthropoda; Insecta; Diptera; Drosophilidae
Gene: Myc
Product: myc protein
Exons: 4
Coding region: 938-2995 (685 amino acids)
Biological process (GO): regulation of transcription by RNA polymerase II
Molecular function (GO): RNA polymerase II cis-regulatory region sequence-specific DNA binding; DNA-binding transcription factor activity, RNA polymerase II-specific; protein dimerization activity
Source: RefSeq, a predicted model, not a curated record
AUUACAAAAAAAAUUUGAAAUAGUAAAUCACAAAUAACUGUAAUAAAAAAAAAUACUACAAGUGUUAAACGGAAUACAACAAGAAACAUUAACAUUUGUUUUGAGCAGACAUUUGCCUGUCGCCCGCCAAAACAGAUUCACGCCGAACCGAGAGCUUACAAAAAAAAAAAAAAACUGAAUGUGAAAUUGCAAAAACAAGAAAAGCAAAAAAACAAAAACCAAAAUUAAUAAAAGGAGAAAUAUUACAACUCUACAACAAGCGGCGACAAGCUUUUUGCGUUUGUCCCGUGCGUUUGUGUGUGUGUGUGAGAGUUUCUUUGAGUGUGCUUGUGUCUCUGUGUGUGCGUGUGCAUGUCGUCUCGGUGCGUAAAUUAAGGCUGGCCAGAGGAAUGCAGAAAAGGAGAGCGCAAUAAUAGAUGCCGCCAGUUUAUCAUCAUCCUCUUCAAAUUGCAAGCAGCAAUAGCAAAAAAGCAACAGCAGCAAAAGCAAAACGCCAACCAGACGACGUCGACAGCAAAAUCAACGACAAACGUCAAAAAAGAAGAAAGAAAAUAAAAAUUCAGUUUUUGUGUGUUUCUUAUAAUAAACGCCGCCUAUAAAACAGUUAGAGCUUUGUUCCUGCUCUCUCGUUCAAGCACACACACUUCCUAGGGCUCUCAGAUUUUAGAGUUCUCCCCCCGCUCCAUAUAUGACGUUCGUUCGUUAAUUUUUUUUUUUGUGUAAAAUUUUUUGCUGUGCGCCUUCCAAAAUAUAACGCGAAGUAAAAUCCAAAACUGGAUAAACUAAACAUAACAAAUAUUAUUAUUAAUAAAAAUACAACAACGCAGUUUAAAGCAUAACUGUUCCUAAAGAAUUAAUUUAAGGACCCCGUACGCACUCAGGAAAGCUUAUUGAAUUAAUAAUUUGUUUAAAAGCUAUAAAAGAAUAAAAAAUAAAAAUGGCUAUCAACAUAUAUCAGAAUCCCUACGAUUGGUCACAAAACGAUUUGGGCAUGAUCCUGAACGAUGAUUGGUUAGAUGGCAUGGACGACAUCGAUAUGAUGCGACAGGAUGAGGAGCUAAUGGAAUGCAGCAGCAUUCCAAGCAUCAAACGCGAUGUGGACAAAAUUGAAACAGACCAAUGGGCAUCGCUAUACGAUCAGGAUCACGAUUUAUUCGACGAACUCGAUUCGAAGGCAGAGGUACGCAAUGGCGGCAUCAUGUGGUCCAUGCCCAGCAUGGGCAACAGCGCCAACAACAACAGUAAUGGCAACAACAAUGGCGCCGCCAGCAAUUGGAGCAGCGGCAACAGUGAGAACAACAAUUCGGCAGCCUCGAGCUACUGCGAAUCGAGCGCAGUGCCGCCAUCGAUAGUCACAGGCAGCUGCAAUGCUGGCACAGUGCAGAUCAAGCGUGAGCCCAUCGACAUCGAUGAUGACGAGCAGGAGGAGGAGGAGGACAACAACAACAGCAGCAGAAGCAGCAGCAGUAAACCCACAGCCACGCCUACAAUCAAUAUACCCACAACAAAGUCAAACACAGCGGCCGCACUACGCCGCAAUCUGGCCAACAACUACAGCUACAAAACACAACUGGGUCUGAGCGUCUCUCCGGAGUACAUACCGCCAGGCACUUCGCUGCUGCGCCGCAGCAAUCUGCACUACAAACAACAGAAGCUGCUGCAGAAGCAGCAACAGCUGGAGCAGCAGCUGGAGCAACAGCGUCUCAUACAAGCCGCCAGCAACUGCCUGCGUCCGGAUACACCACACAGCGCCUACGAUGACAACAGCAGCGGCUCCACUCUGGUGAAGCGUCACAAUGUCGAUCUGCGCGCCUGCGUCAUGGGGAGCAACAAUAUGCCGCUCACCGCCGCCGGCUGCGAUGCCAACAAGAUCAUCAAUGAGCUCUCACUGGAACUGCAGAACACCAGCAAGGAUCGCAUGAAGCUGCCGAUGUUCAAUUGCCUGCAGGAGCGUCGUCCAUCGUAUUUCGAGGAUGUCAUUGCAGUCAUUGCCGACUCGCAGCCCGCCAGCAAUACAACACAAACGGGAGCAACACAACAAUCACAAACAAUGAUGAUCGAUGAUGCAGCAGCGGCUGCCACAUUGUCACCGCCAGCCACAACCGCCACCAGCUCCGACUGUGAUUCGGACGAUGGUGAAUAUUCGAUGGUGGCCAAAAUAAUGGAAGCGCAUCAUAUGCGCCACAUAAGCGAUCACAGUUAUACACGCUGCACCGAGCUGGAGAACAAUCUGGAGACGCCAUCAGAUUCCGAUGAGGAAAUCGAUGUGGUCUCGGUGAACGACAAAAAGUUGCCCACAAAUCCCUCAGAUCGCGAUCGUCGCGCGCUGCAAACCAAAGUGGCGCACAAAAUCUCCGGCGGCGUCGCGCCGCGUGUGGUGCACGCAAUCCGACGCAAUCACUACGAUUUGCCGUAUACGCCGGCGAGCAAUAGUCCGGUCAAGUUGAAUGGCUCACGCUACACAUCGCCGCCACACAAUGCCGAGUUGUUGCUGCAGAGCAGCAGCAUUAGCAGCAGCAGCAGCAGCAGUAGCAGCAGAAGCAGCAGCAGUAGUUGCAGCAGCAGCGAUAACAGCUCUGCCAACAGUAGCAGCAGCAGCAGCAGCAGCAGCACGCUGUCGCCAAAGCACAACAGCAGCGGCAGCGGCAGCGGCAGCAGCGUCGCUGGUGGUGCUGGUAACCUGCUGAAGCGUCAGCUGAGUCUCGAUGAGGCCGACACCAUUGAGAAGCGCAAUCUGCACAACGAUAUGGAGCGACAGCGUCGCAUUGGGCUCAAGAAUCUGUUCGAGGCGCUGAAGAAGCAAAUACCCAACAUCAGGGACAAGGAGCGCGCGCCCAAGGUCAACAUACUGCGGGAGGCGGCCAAGUUGUGUGAGCAGCUGACCAAGGAGGAGUACGAGCUGAGUGUCAAGUGCCGCGUGCUCAAGGCCAAGGUGAAGCAGCAGCAGGAGCGACUGGCGCGCCUGCGUCUCAGCAGACAUGUCUCAGUCGAAUAACGAUAACACGAUAACGAUAACAAUACAUUGUUGUCUGUCUAUCUGUCAUCAGCGCCUGGGUAAGGGUUUUAAAUUUAACGAAACGAAUCCGGUUAGCGGUUAAAGUUGAGGGUUUGAAGUUGAGCGUGAUCUAAUGUUUUAAAGUUACGGUUUAGGUAGGGAGAGAGAGAGAGAGAGAGAGAGAGAGAGAGAGAGAGCGCAUAGAGCGUCGAGAAAGAGAGCGCGACAC